GAAAACAUCUCUUAACCAACAAGCAUGAACAGAAGCAGCAUAAUUUUUGUAUCAACCAUGUGCAAAUCGACAUGGAGAAAUAAGUUGUGUAAAACAUCACUGUCUGGAACAAAAGACCCCACCUUGCCAGAACAAGACGUCCGACUUGAUAAAUGAUAAUCAUUCAACCCCAUUGGUCGUACCAAUAGCAUAUGCUUCAGAUGAUUCCCGGUUUUCUUCAUCGAAUAUCCAUAAUCCACUUCCAUUACUCUCUUCCCCUACGAUUCCUCCUUCUAAUUAAUAUUCUCUUUUGCUCCCAUAAUUAAAAAUCCCCAAUCUUUCUACUUGCUUACAAGUCACCACCAAUCAUAAUGCCAAGAUCUUCUUUCGAUAUAAACCCCUAUUUCUUCCUCUCUGCAUCUGCAUCUACAUCCGCCUCUGCUUCAUUUGCUUGCUAUUAGUUCAAGAUUUUCUUGAUUUUGUGCUUUCAUAACGCUACCCUUCCAAGAUUCCAUCUUCUUGGUUUCUUGCAGCAGCAACAGAAUGACAAUCGAGGAGCGGAAAGAAGAUGAAGAGGAGGGUCCUCCUUCUCAGGUUGAAUAUGAGAUUGUCACUAAGCCUAGGCGUAUUGCUCUCUUCGUUGAACCAUCUCCUUUUGCGUACGUGUCUGGAUACAAGAAUCGGUUUCAAAACUUCAUUAAAUAUUUACGCGAGAUGGGGGACGAGGUGAUGGUUGUAACGACUCAUGAAGGGGUGCCUGAAGAAUUUCAUGGAGCAAAAUUAGUUGGCUCACGAAGCUUCCCUUUCCCAUGGUAUCAGCAAGUGCCACUUUCCCUUGCUCUGAGCCCUCGAAUCAUCAAUGAAGUUAAAAAGUUCAAACCAGACAUCAUCCAUGCAUCAUCUCCUGGUAUUAUGGUUUUUGGAGCGCUUGCAAUUGCAAAAAUGUUGUCUGUUCCAAUAGUGAUGUCCUAUCAUACACACGUGCCUGUAUACAUACCAAGAUACACGUCUAGCUGGUUAGUCAAGCCAAUGUGGUUAGUUAUAAAAUUUCUUCACAGAGCUGCUGAUCUUACAUUGGUCCCAUCGGCUGCUAUUGCAAAGGAUCUUGAACAAUACAAAGUAGCAGAAGCUAACACGAUCCGUCUAUGGAAUAAGGGUGUUGAUUCAGAUAGCUUUCAUCCAAAAUUCAAGUCUCAUGAAAUGCGAAUUAGAUUAUCCAAUGGCGAAACGGAUCGACCAUUGAUUGUACAUGUUGGGCGUAUUGGAGUUGAGAAAAAUCUAGAUUUCCUUAAAAGUGUCAUGGAAAAGAUCCCACAGGCAAGGAUAGCUUUCGUUGGAGAUGGUCCAUACAGGGAGGAUCUUGAAAAGUUAUUCGAAGGGAUGCCAGCUGUCUUCACAGGGAUGUUACAAGGCGAAGAAUUAUCCCAAUCAUACGCCAGCGGGGACAUAUUCCUAAUGCCUUCCGAAUCCGAAACACUGGGGCAGGUUGUCCUGGAAGCCAUGUCAUCAGGGCUGCCCGUAGUGGCUGCCCGAGCUGGAGGUGUGCCCGACAUUAUCCCGCCCGAACAGGAGGGCAAAACCGGGUUCCUCUUCACCCCUGGAGAUCUUGAUGAUUGCUUAAAGAAACUGGUCCCGUUAUUAGAUGACGUGGCGUUACGUGAAAAGAUCGGGCAGGCUGCCCGAGAGGAGAUGGAGAAGUACGAUUGGCGGGCAGCCACACGGGUGUUUUCUACCCGCAGACGACACACCUCAAAAGAUAACUGCAGGGGUUGA
Molecule: messenger RNA, 1752 nt
Organism: Lactuca virosa
Lineage: Eukaryota; Viridiplantae; Streptophyta; Magnoliopsida; Asterales; Asteraceae
Source: the annotation of a GenBank genome assembly